AUAGCAAGACACAGUUUUCGAUUUGUUUUGUUUUUCAUAAACGUUUUAUUCAAAAUAAUUGUAUUUGAGACUCGCAAGUUUUUAAUUGAUUAGUUCACUGGUCCCGCAUAUGUCAAUUUACGUAGUUCUAAAUGUUGAUGAAUAACUAAAAAAAUGUAUUUCACCUCCGCAAGCUCUCGUUUGUUACUGUAUGAUUGUUUAACGUGGGAACUGAAAAAGUCCUACGGAUGCUACGAGGGUCUGCUACGUGAUAUUUCAUGGAGCGACGACAGCAAAUACAUAUUGCAGGUGAAUUCAAAAGGCUUAGUUGAAAUAUUAUCUGCAGCGGAUCACGACGUCCGGAGUUUACAGCAUUUAUCAUUAAAAGACAGCUGGUGUGCGAGCUUCCACCGAGAUGGCCAUCGUAACAUAGCCGUAGGCACCAAGAACGGUAAUGUAAUGAUAUGGGACACGAAGAACCGAAGUGUCAUAAAAACGUUUCCAACACCUUCACACCAGUCCGCUGUAAACUUUGUCAGCUACAAUGCCAAGAAUACUAGUUUAGCAGCGACCAUGCAAAAUGGUGACACGGUCAUUUACGGUCUUGUAUCAAACAUUCCGGUUCUAACUGUCAAGCUGCCUUGUUCGAAAAGUAUUUCGGCGAUGAAGUUUCAUCAAGAUGCUCGCUCGCUUUUGGGGCUAGCAACCGAUGAAGGUCACAUCGUGCUCCGAGACGUAACCACGAAUAAAGAUAAAGUGUUCUUUGAAAAUGUACACGGGGCUCCGGUCAGUGAUAUUGCGUACUCGCUGAUCAAUCGAGACGUUAUGUUUUCCUGUGGCUACGAUAAAAUCAUGCACGUUUAUGAUAUUCGAUUACAGAACAUAGUUUCGACUAUUAAGGCUGCUUACACAUUGACCUCCCUAGCCGUGAACACAGAAAACCAAGUCGGUUUCGGUACGAAAAAUGGCGUAGUCCUCAUAUACGACUUGAGAGAUUUAACUAUUCCAUUCAAAAUACUUAGAGGUCACGAAGAUGAAGUUAGAAAGGUUACUUUUCAACCUUUGCGAAAGAUGGCCUUCUCAGCUGAAAUCAGCCUGCGAGAAGAUACUGAAUGUCUUUCGCCAACUAAAGUACACUCUCCGGUUCGUACAAGAACUUCGGAUAUGUUUUUCAUAAGCGACACACCCCCAAAAAAUAAUCUCGAAAUAUCUAAUCAAGGUGAUGCUAAAGCAGAUUCGUUUCUUGUCAUGAUGGGACUGGAUAAAUCGAACAAUGAUUUUGAUGAUGAAGGCAGUAAGUCUUUGGACCAUGAAAGGAAAAGCGAUAGGCACGAAGCAAGGUAUCGCCAGUUGGACGCUGAAAAGAACAUUAGUAAGAUAUCUACUCCUUUAACUAGCAGAACGAUGGAUAACUUAGUGUUUCCAUCCCCUUUACCUUCCAACGGACUUGCCGAAGAAGCUCGAAUAUCAAAUACAAAUCUACCAAUCAAACAUUCUAGUUCUACUCCUUGCGUUGACGUAAUGGAGAAUAAAUCCUUAGAUGAAUUAAAAGAUUUUAUUAAACUUACACUGACCGACGUCGCAGAUGACAAUAGAAAUUAUUUCCUGCACAUCAUGAUGGCUCUGACAAAACAAAAAUUAUAUUUAGAGAAACAACUGUCCAACAUGAAUGAGCAGAUUCAGAAUCUAACCUACAACCAAGAUGUUUUAGUUGAGACAAACAGAAAGCUGGCUUUAGAAAUUGAUCAAUUGAAAAAGAGAACUAGCUUUAAUAAAACUUAAAAAGUUCCAGGUGUACUUAUAAAGUUUUGGAGCUCUAAUUUAUUUUAAGCAAAAGUACAUCAAACUUCAUAAUACAAUAUAGGAAGUUUGAAGAACUUUAGCUAAACUUACACACACUUAUUAUUAUUUACAAUUAUUUAUAUUACACAAUUGUUAUUUAUCAGGUUCUUACUACGAUUUUCACAUUUCACGAGUUGCCGAUAUUUCGGCGUGUUGCAAUGGUUACGAUCAGGCAUAGACUGAAGGUUGCGGGUAGGAUGUUAGGAGCAAAACAAAAAGUAAAGUAGACAUUGCUUAUGAAAAUACCAAAAAAAAAGUAAACAUUUUUUUGCCAAAUUAAUAGUAGGAUUAACAUUGAAGUUAUUUCUGCUGACUGCGAAUUCAUUUAAAAACGCUUGUAGCAUCAUUUUAGUAAUUUUUAUGUCUCCUUUUAUGCCAUUGAGCUGGGUAAGGGAUCUGAUGGUAUUAAGCGUUGAUCGGCGUCCAUUGCACUAUGAGAAAGUCGUCUAACGGAUGUGCAGCCUUUUAGGCGACCGGUAAUAGGAUGGCAACACCAAUGUGUCUCCACAAUACGCCCAAUCAGUAAUGGUAUAGGCGCGUCACUCAAUACGAAUAAGCUUUGUCCCUAAAAGAACUGAUUUUCAGAACCAUUCGAAUUCAUUUUAAGUUUGUUAUGACCUAUUAACAGACGUUACACUGUAGCGUCUCUAAGCGAUGCCUGCCACUUAUUAUCAGCUGAGCUGCAAUCUCAAUUGCCAUAUUUUAUAAAAAAUUAAUGAAAUGUUGUUGACUUUUCAUAAUCCUAGGUAGAAUAUUUUUAAAACUGUAAAAUAAUAAUUGAAAGACAUUUAGUUAAUUUUAAUAUAAUUAUACAAAUAUAAAUAAUAGUUGUGCCAAAUUUAAUACCGUUCGUAAAAUUACGGACUUAAAAAUUUCCAAUAUUUAAAUUAUUUUUUUGUCUCUUUCGUUGUGUUUGUAAUGUAAAUUAAAUAAAGUAAAUUUGUAAUAAAUAUUCCGGCAUCAAUACCUAAUAGUAUAGGGUCCUUAGGAACGGAUUCUUUGUAAUUUAAAAAUAAUAAACAUAACAUAUUUUCAACUCCUCUUUUUAUUUAACAAAAUAUUUUAAAUAUUAUCAUUGAACACUUAAAGUGUGUUGUAAAUUAAAAAAAAAACGUAAUUGUCUAUUUAGCAAAUUGGUCAAGUUAUUGGAGAUCUGUUUAAUGAAAAUUAUCACACUCAUAAUUAGUUAAUCAUAUACAAAUUUUGCAUCUAUCUAAAUUGUUCUGUUUUCGUGUUUAUUUUGACAAUAAUGUUA
Messenger RNA from Bombyx mandarina (wild silkworm), 3076 nucleotides. It is a transcript of the gene Grip71, whose product is annotated as WD repeat-containing protein Grip71. Lineage: Eukaryota; Metazoa; Arthropoda; Insecta; Lepidoptera; Bombycidae. The record is from RefSeq and is a predicted model, not a curated record. Gene Ontology annotation, biological process: mitotic cell cycle; microtubule nucleation. Gene Ontology annotation, cellular component: spindle pole; cytoplasm; ciliary basal body. Gene Ontology annotation, molecular function: gamma-tubulin binding.